Molecule: messenger RNA, 1744 nt
Organism: Lobosporangium transversale
Lineage: Eukaryota; Fungi; Mortierellomycota; Mortierellomycetes; Mortierellales; Mortierellaceae
Exons: 2
Coding region: 119-1567 (482 amino acids)
Molecular function (GO): glycosyltransferase activity
Source: RefSeq, a predicted model, not a curated record
UUCGCCGUAUCAUUUUAGUCACUGGCUAUACAACGGCAUGAUGCCUCUUUACUCGUAAGCAACGCUAUUCCGCGCCCGAUUCAGUUCGGAUGAUAUCAAACAACAGGGAAAAUGGGAAAUGGAUCACUUUUUCUACACUGGCAAGGAGAUUGUCUUACACCUUGAAGAAGUAGCAACAGCAUUUCAGACAUUGCCACCGUCAGAUGCUCCCAUCUGCUUCAAGCGUGCUGUAAUCGGUCUCGGUUCACAAUGCGCCUUAAGUUAUUGCGAAAACAAUAUCCCCGCAGAGGUUUAUAAGGCAUUCAGAGACGAGAUUGCUGACCACUACUGGGGGACACCAGGUCGAUGGGAUUCCCAUCUUGCACUCCAUCGAGUGACCGAGGAUAACUCACUCCAGUGUCUGGAUCUCGCACGGUACUAUAAUUUUGAUGGAGUUGGCCAGGAUUACAGUCAGGAAAGAGACGAAAAGUCGAAGCAAAUUGAUCAACUGCAUCCGGAUGUCGUCAACAGCGAGCAAGGAUCUAAGAACAUAACCACUGGAGCAUCAUCAGAGUCACACGAGCGCAAGCUUGUUGUGGGUAUCAUUCAACGCGAAGGAUCGAGACGACUCAUCAAUGACGAGGCCUUUAUCCAAGCCUUGGUCAAAGCCGGGUUUCGGGUCAAGUGGAUGACAUUUGAUCAUGGAUGCGGUAUUGCCGAGACGGCGUAUCUGUUACGUGACGUUCAAGUGCUUGUCUCACCUCAUGGUAACGCUAUUGGUACCUCGUUGUUCAUGCCCACCAGUGAUCCGAUUCCCACGAUUAUCAGUGCUGACAGCACCCGUUAUGCCGAGUCAUGGUUCAAGUUUACGACAACAGUGCUUGCACAACGUUUCAUGUCUGCAGUCUGUGGGCCAUCCAACUAUCCGGACGAAGUGACCAAAGCACAGUGCCCACAUGUCCGUGACUCAGAUCUUGCUGAAAGAUAUUUGAAACAUUCCCAGCUCGUUUUGGGUCUCCCCCCAUCAAUGGUCAAGUCAGACAAGGAAAAGAAGAGCAUGUCGCAGGGCCAGAUAGGGAAGAUGAUACAAUCGCAUCGAGCCUAUGUGAAAUCACAUCCAGAGGCUAAAGCUCUUGCAGAAAAGGAGUUUGAAGAGCUAUUAGGUCCUGAGGCCUCAACUACACUAUAUAACAAGUAUGGAGAGAGUACCUUCGGAUUCUGGGAGCUUUACUGGAAGGCCAUGCCUCGCUAUCUUGAUGUACCCCGCCUGGUCCAGUUUAUCGAGAACCGGCAGAACGACUGGAUGCGCGAGCGGCAAGAAGCGGCAGCAGGAGGUCGUCAACCAAGUGAUGACAUGGCAGCCUACCGCAGUUUCAUGGAGUAUGUCCGCAAGGGGCAGAUCUGUCGCAUUGGCGGGUGGAAUGAUUGCGCGGAGAUUCAGCAGCGAAACAUUGCAGGACCUUUGACUGCGUAUGGCAGACAUUCAAUCGACAACAUCGCACAAUGGGGCGAGCCCACAUCCGAGAGCCAAUCUCUGCUCCAAGGUGUAGAAACCUACAAGGAUUGGCCUUUUGCUGCCACCUCAUGAUGGAUAUUUUGUCAUAUUUUUUUUUCUUUUUUUUAUUUGACAGUAAUAGACUAUACCACAUGCAGCAUUGCCACUAUUCCCAACAGACCGUCCAUCCAUACUUUUCUCUCAUAAGCUUCUUGUAUCUUUCUGCUUUGUAGUCUGAAGAUGCCUAUCCUUGAGCGGGAUAUACUUCAG